Necator americanus (New World hookworm) is the source of this 354-nucleotide messenger RNA. RefSeq lists its product as uncharacterized. The transcript has a single exon. Lineage: Eukaryota; Metazoa; Nematoda; Chromadorea; Rhabditida; Ancylostomatidae. The record is from RefSeq and is a predicted model, not a curated record. The coding region runs from base 1 to 354 and encodes 117 amino acids.
AUGGAAUUUCGCGAGCGAUUGUGCACUCCGGCCGAACCGACCUCAAUACUUGGCGAAGGUGAUGCGAAACUUGCAGGCGAUUCGAAUAUUCGCACAGAUGGAGUAACCAUGCCGUGUAGGAUCUGUGGUGACCAUCUACGCAUUCCUCCUUCCAGUGUCACAAUGUCUUUCACAACGGCUGGAGUUAUCUAUAAUGAAUCAAGUCAGCAUGGGAUACGAAUCGAAGACGAUCAAUAUAAGUCAUCUUCUUUGGCUUCUAAAAAGGUAAAGAACAAAUGUUUUGUGAUUGAACAGAAAGGUUAUAAAGUUAUUAAUAGACCUCUUUUACAACACCUAUUUAUGGCCACAGGAUAG